This is a messenger RNA of Rhododendron vialii, 2278 nucleotides long. RefSeq lists its product as uncharacterized. NCBI's taxonomy places the organism in Eukaryota, Viridiplantae, Streptophyta, Magnoliopsida, Ericales, Ericaceae. The transcript is spliced from 15 exons. Gene Ontology annotation, molecular function: ATP hydrolysis activity; ATP binding. Bases 441 to 1949 code for a protein of 502 amino acids. The record is from RefSeq and is a predicted model, not a curated record. Gene Ontology annotation, cellular component: chloroplast; mitochondrion; cytoplasm.
CCAGUAUAAUCGUUACGAAUUGCAUUAUUGUCCACCGUCUCCCUUGUCUUCCCUCCCUCCCUCCCUCCCUCUCCCUCUCUCUGGCGCACUUUUUUUCUCGGGUUCCUGCGAUUUAUUAGGGUUUUCUGCUUCCUCGCGUUCUUCAGGGUCGUGGAAAAAACACACAAAUUCUCUUAUCUUGUUGGGGGUAAAAGAAAAAGAAAAAGAAAAAGAAAUCUCUUAUCUUUUCAGUCAAUUGACGAUUGUUCAACCUUGGAAAGAUUACCUUUUGUGUUCUUCAAAAAUUCAUCAGAGCUCUCUGGGUGUUGCAAUUUCGGAACCUCUGCUAAAUCGGCUAAAACAGCAGGGACGGUGUAUUUGGAUCCUUUGAACCACCCCCAAAAGCUGUUCUACAACACCCGUGGUCCUUUUUUGACUCUAUUUAGAGCCCUGGACUGAAGAUGCGAACAAUUUUUCACAAUGUUCGACGAUUUCGAUCGGCUUUCCGGCAUCAAGGAGAUAAUAUCUUGAGUGGGUUACGGAGAAGAGAAUAUUAUUGGGCAAAUAGAAGAUUUGGGUCCACCUACAACCUCUCCUUCAACGCUGAAAUUUAUAGAUAUACUCAUCCGUCUCAUAGGAUCUCUAGAGCUCUUUUUGCUGACGCUGCUAAAGUAACCAAUGAAGAUUUAAGCAGAGCUGGGCCUCUGGUCGAGUAUGAGCGUAGAAUUUCCGUAGGUGAUCUUGUGGAUGGCGAUAGUUGUCAGGUAGAUACCUUAAGAGAACUUCAGAGACUAUAUGAUGAGCUUGUUGGGUCAGCUGAUGCCUGCCGGUUAGAUCGGUAUGCAGCUUCUGAGAAAGCUAGCAGGAGUAGGUGGUUGUGGUCCCGCUUCAUUCCUCAGUCUUCAUACUCGCCCGUGAAAGGACUUUAUCUUUAUGGGGGAGUAGGCACUGGGAAAACUAUGCUGAUGGACUUAUUUUUCGAUCAAUUGCCCUGCAGCUGGAGGAUAAAGAGGAUUCAUUUUCAUGACUUCAUGUUAGAUGUCCACAGCCGCUUGCAAAAGCAUAGGGGUGUGGCAGAUCCCCUCGAAGUUGUUGCUGGGGAGAUAUCUGAUGAAUCAAUUUUGCUAUGUGUUGACGAAUUUAUGGUGACUGAUGUUGCUGAUGCAUUGAUACUGAACCGUUUGUUUAGUCAAUUAUUUAGCAAUGGCAUGAUUCUUGUUUCUACUUCAAAUCGUGCUCCAGACAAACUUUAUGAAGGUGGACUACAGAGAGAUCUUUUUCUACCAUUUAUUUCAACUUUGAAGGAAAGAUGCGUGGUUCAUGAAAUUGGUUCAUCGACAGACUAUCGAAAACUGACUUCGGCCCAGCAAGGUUUCUACUUCACUGGGAAAGAAUCGUCUGCCCUUUUGAAGAAAAAGUUUGAACAGUUAAUUGGGAAACAUGCAGCUGGUCCACAAGAAGUGGAAGUUGUAAUGGGCAGAACAUUGCAGGUUCCUCUGGGUGCCAACGGAUGCGCGUAUUUCCCUUUUGAAGAACUCUGUGAUAAACCACUUGGUGCUGCAGACUAUUUUGGAUUGUUCAAGAGAUUUCACACACUGGCUUUGGAAGGUGUACCAAUUUUCGCGCUCCACAACAGGACAGCAGCAUAUCGGUUUGUCACUCUAGUUGAUGUGAUGUAUGAGAACAAAGCAAGAUUUUUGUGUACUGCUGAGGGGUCCCCUUUUGAACUUUUCCAAAGGAUUGUGACCAUCUCUGAUGCUCAACAAAUGGCACCCAGAACCUCUUCAAGAUCAAGGAAAACUGAUGAUAUGGACCUUUGCGUAGACAAUGAAUUGGGGUUUGCGAAAGAUCGCACCAUCAGUAGAUUAACAGAGAUGAAUAGCAGUGAGUACUUAGAGCAGCACGCUGCCAUGUUAGCUGAAAAGCAUCCAUCAUCGGAACAUGGCAGUGAGAAUGCCUUACAGGCGUGAGAGAGGAAGAAACUCGACUAUUUGUCCAAUGCCUGUGGACCACUGUUGUUAGUAACCUUUUCUUUGUCUUUUUUCUUUUUUGUGGAAGAGCAAGAAAUACAUUAAUAAUAAUAAAAUGGAAGAAUAAUGUUGUUAGUAACAUUGUAUGUCACACAUUUACUAGGUUCAGCUCCCUUCACCGGGAUUUUUGAGCCGGACGAUGUAUUGAUAAGUUUACUAGGUUCAGCUCCCUUUGCGGGGAUUUUUGUGCCGGACGAUGUAUUGAGAAGUGGGGAGUAGAUAAUUUCUUAGUUGAAUAAAUUUUAUGAUUUUUUAAAUUUUCAACCUAA